AUGGCGAUGGAGGAGGAGAGGGCACCGGAGAAGGGCCGACGAGGUGGGGAACACGGAAACGGCCGUGAGGACUUCAUCGGCGCCCUCCCGGACGACGUCCUCCUGUACCUGCUGUCCUUCCUGCCCUCGCGCAAUGCCGUGCGAACGUGCGUGCUCGCAAGGCGCUGGCGCACGCUCUGGAGGUCCGUGCCCGCCCUGCGCAUCAAGGACGACCGGCAAGGCUAUCGCGACAAGGAGGACCCCUCCGAAUCGGAUGAUGACACUGUGCAUGAACCGGACUACGAUGGCAGGUUCAUCGACCAGCUGCUGCGCCGCCGUGACCCAACGCCUCUGAAUGUAUGUGACAUCUUUUCAAGCUAUGCGAAUUUUAUUAUGUGCGAUGACAGCGAGGCGGAGGCAUUCCAACGCAUUGAGCCGUGGAUCCGGUAUGCUUUGUCGCAUGAAGUUCAGGUGCUGCGAGUUGAUGCCAGUUCGUUGACAGCCAACCUGGCUCUCGUCUCUUCCCACCUGAAGAAGGUAGAGCUUAGGUUUGUCCGGUUUGAAGGCUCUCUGGAUUUUUCGAGCUGCCCGGUGGUAGAUGUGUUAGAGAUGUCAAGUUGUAACAUCUCUGGAAAUAUCUUGUCGGGAUCAUUACGACAUAUUGACAUCGAAGACGGGUGCUUUGGCUGGUAUGUCCGCUCUCGUAUUUCUGCCCCAAAUCUCAUUAGAUUGAUACUAGAUCAAGAUGGUGGUUUCCCUCCAUUGCUGGAUAGCAUGCCAUCGCUGGUAACAGCAUCUGUUGCUGAGCCUAUUGAAUAUGAGAAGAAUGGUGAAGAAUGCUUUUCUGUGGUUCUUGAGCGCUUGUCCACCGCUACGCAUUUAGAGCUAAUAACGCCUUAUUAUCAGAAUUCUGUGUUCAGAAUGGAUUUGAAAUGGUGCCCUAUGUUUAGCAAGCUAAAAACAUUGUUGCUCACUGAUUGGUGUCUGGCUGAUAACUUCAUUGGACUGGUUUAUUUUCUCCGGCACUCACCAAUUCUAGAGACGCUUAUGCUUCAGCUUGAUAUGAAAAAAUAUGAGAUAUAUAAGAUGUUCAGAGAUGAGCGCAACAAGUCAAGGGAACAAGGCUAUAACUCAAGGGAACAUGGCUGUAACUCAAGGGAUCAGUCAGUACUAUCGAAGCAUCUAAAGGUAGUCAAAAUUAUAUGUGGAAAGAAGCAAGAUGUAGAAGUUCAGCGUAUUUUAAAGAUCCUCUGCAACCAUGGAGUACCUUCCGAAAAAAUUGCCGUCCAAUAGAAACUUUGUUUGCCCGCUUCUAUUUCGAGCUAAAGGUGUUCAGUUGAGCUAGUCUACUUCGUCCCUAGAUGUAGCACCAUCAAGUGCCUGCGUUUUGUCUACUAGUGCCUGCCUUCUCAUAUGAAUUCUUAUCUAUUUUGCUGCCUAUCUUGUUGCUUGGAUGCAGUCGGAGUGUGUUGAAGUGUCACCCGUGGUCCUAGUGCACUUUUGCUCAUUUCCUGAACUUGGUGUCAGGCCUUAACUUGUUUACACACUUUUCACCUGUCAAGAUGUUCAGUGAUCUCGAUCUCUAGCGUUGUUUCAA
Molecule: messenger RNA, 1576 nt
Organism: Lolium perenne
Lineage: Eukaryota; Viridiplantae; Streptophyta; Magnoliopsida; Poales; Poaceae
Product: FBD-associated F-box protein At5g60610-like
Molecular function (GO): protein binding
Source: RefSeq, a predicted model, not a curated record